UUGAUGCGGCGGUUGGUUGUCUUCGGUCUGGACCAAUCACGGACCGCUUUACUGAACCAAACUAGCCAAUCGGCGCUGAGUUUAUUCCAGAGUGCCAGAUAGGCGCGCGCACGGACCAUCAGGAGACAGCAAAGCAGUCGCUGAGAUACGCUGUGUCUACUUUGGUCUGGAACCGAGCCGGUGAAGCAUGGCGGAAUUCCUUGAAGACCCGUCCGUCCUCACAAAGGACAAGCUGAAGAGCGAACUGCUCGCUAAUGAUGUCCGUCUUCCCAGCGGCGAGCACAGGAAGGAUGUUUAUGUCCAACUUUACCGCAAACACCUGACUGUACUGAACAAGAAACACUCUCCGGCAGAGACUUUCUCCAGCGACGACGAAAUAACACCAGUGAUCUCUAACAGAAGUCGAUCAGGAAAAAAAGCUACAAGAAAGACGGAUAAGAGUCGAAAAGAGGAGGUGGAUGUUUCCAGUCUGACUGACAGCGAGUUGAAGGGUCAGUUGCUGAAGUAUGGCAUCAAUCCUGGCCCUAUAGUCGCCACGACCCGUAAACUUUUUGAGAAGAGACUUCAAAAGCUAUUGGAUCAGCCUCCUGCAGAGAUCACGUCACCUGAACCUGAGACUGCAGUUCCAGAGACGGUACCUGUGAAGGCAGACGGCAGUCAGAAUGGCAACACGCACACGGUGGAAAAUCAGUACAGCGACAAGGAAGAAGAUGUUGAACCAGUGCCAGAGCCAGUUCCUGUAGCAGCAAAAUUUGUGAGAAGCCGAGGAAAAACACCAGUAACCACCAGGACAAGCAGCCGACACAGCAGUAAGGUAGAGGAGGCGACAGCAGCUGACGAGCAGUCAUUUUCUGUUGACAGAAGUGAUAUUUUAAAAGAAAUAUUCCCGAAUGAACCUUCUACACCCACAGGCAUUAGUGCCACCUGUCGGCGGCCUAUCCAUGGGGCAGCUGGGCGUCCAGCAAGGCUGCUUGACCUCUGGCCAGAGGAGUCUCUUCUGCAACAGCGUGUGUUCACAACCACCAAGUCAUCACUCACAUACAGUCACAGCACUCCAUCUCAUGCUCCAUCGUUCUGUCCACCAUCUGAGCUGCGUCCACGCCGUCGCUCCUUCUCCAUCUGGCUCAAACUGCUGGUGUUCCUCAUACUGGUGGCCUCACUUUACUAUGUCUUUCAGAAUGUGAGCAGUGAGCAGAUCGACUCGUGCAUGCUCUUCUUACAGGACAGGGUGGUCACGCCCCUCCUAACUGCGAUUGGUGUUAUUACCCAGGAAGAGAAUUCUGGGAACAAGUGAAUGCAUCUUCUGUCACUGGUUGCAUGAUCUGUCUUUAUUCUCAGACUUGAGCCACAUCCCCAUCUGAGAGAUUGGACGAUCAACAUAUUGGCAGGGUUUGUGCUUAUAAUUAUUGCAAUCCAACUUCUCAGUCAUGUCCAGCUGUGUGUUUUAAUUAGUCUUUAAACUGUGUGAACUGUAUUUUCAUCUUGCCUUUUGUUUUUACUGUUUUGUAGCAGGUUAUCCAGACAGGAAGAAAUAGUGAUUUUUAUUUUUUUUUGUAACCUUGUAUCAUGAUGAAACAAUUGCCUCUAUGUUUUCCUUUAGCGCUUUUAGACAUCAUUACAAAUCAGAUUUGUUUUAGAUAUCAACAAAAUGCUUUUCUAAAGGCCGUUGAUUGUGUUAAUCACAUGCAUUGUAGCUCAUCACGUGAGUUAAAAUAUUGGGGCAUGCUUAAAAGUACUAUUUUGUGUGCAGUGAAUUUUUAGUAAAGAUUACUGUAUGUACAUACAUUUUUUUCUGUGCUGGUUAAUUUUCAUUUGUUAGCAGGAUAGCAAAGAUGUCUUCUUUGGCAAUUAUAUCUUUGUUUCUGUCUGUUUGUAUAGUAGCAUGGAAAUGUGCCCAAACUAUUAGACUACCUGGUCAGUUAUGCAGUUCGCGUUUAGUGCCACUUGUGCUGGUUCUUCAUCAGACCUUCAUUCACAUCUCUACCCUCUCUGCUCUCCUCUCAGGCAAAAGACAUGCUUUUUUUUAUCAUCGAUGUAUGACUGGUUUUGUGUUAGGUGAUAACUCAUUAGGUAUGUUAUCUCUAUGUAUUGUGGAAGUAUACUUGUCAAAUGCUAAUAAGUCAUCGUAACACAAACUUAAACCACCCUGCCUGCAUUUUCCCCUUUCUGGGCAAACACUGGUUAUCAUCUAGGUGGAAUAUUUUCUCUGCUGCAGCUAAAAAAAAAAAAAUCAGAAGGUCACGUCUGUGUCUGUUUGACAAGCAUGAAGUAGUGUAGAACCUUUUAGUUCAAUACAUUUACAGUAAACUUUUGUUCUACAGAUUGCAAAAUUUUUUUUUGUAUUUUACUACUUGGUUUUUGAAAAUGUCUGCUUUUUAACUGCAAUAUUUUUCUAAUAUUUUUUUCUUCUAAAAACACCUUUUUAAAGACAGGUAAACAGUUCAUUGGAAUGGUAUGCAGCAAACAUUGAUGUUUAAACCUGCUGUGUGAAAGGCAGAAAGUGUUUUUAAAAAUGAACAUAAAUUUUGCACUUGGUCACAUGGCAGCUAAUAGGAUCUAAUGGUUAAUUGGAGCAUUUCAUUCUGGAUGAAGUGAAUGUCUAUCAUUGGUUAAAUACAAGAGUUGUGCGAAAUAAAAAAAAAAUAUGAAAGACAGCUGAACUGUUAUUUUA
Messenger RNA from Neoarius graeffei (lesser salmon catfish), 2671 nucleotides. It is a transcript of the gene tmpob, whose product is annotated as thymopoietin b. The record is from RefSeq and is a predicted model, not a curated record. Gene Ontology annotation, molecular function: DNA binding. Bases 188 to 1294 code for a protein of 368 amino acids. NCBI's taxonomy places the organism in Eukaryota, Metazoa, Chordata, Actinopteri, Siluriformes, Ariidae. The transcript is spliced from 7 exons.